UAACAUUGCAGCGGCUGCACGUGUUAUAAUUUGUUUAUUGUUUUGUUAAAUUAAAAAACGAAAAAAAACAUAAAAAAUAAAAUGUUUUUAGACAGCAAUGAUGCUGAAGAAGAUUUCUUCAAUGAAGAUUUCACGGAAGGCAACAAAACAUGCAAUGAAAGUGUUAAACGUCGUACUGUAGUGGGACCCUGGAAGAAUGUCUCCGAAUUUAAUAAAGUGUAUGAAUGGCUAUUUGGUAAACAGUAUUCCCAGCAGACACGACAAAAAGCCCUAAGCCAAAUACGUGUAUGGAAUCUAAGACGCAGCACUUUAUGCCCAGCCGCCGUUUUAGCCACCAGUGUUAUUAUAGAUGUUCAGCUAAAAGAUUCAAAUGAAAAUAAAUUCAGUGACGAGGAAUUGCAGACACUAUAUUCCAAUGCCUUUACCAGGUUCUUCAAUUUCAUGUCAUCCAUAAUGCAAACACACAAUAUGCGCACCAUGUAUCAAACAGCCAAAGAGCUAGGACUACAAUCAUUUGUAGUGGAUUUAAGACACAUUUGUGCUCAUGGUCAAGUCUUGCCACCACUGCAGGUUCUGCGUAAUACCGCAGAAUAUUGCGUAUCAUGGCUGCAUGACUACUAUUGGGUCUCUCAAGGCAACACUAUGUGUGACAUUGAUGCAGCCCAUAUUAGACGCAAAGAUAAAACUGAGUUUGAUAUGAAUGUCUCAGAAUUGUUUCAAAUCUAUGAUUCUGCCUUGGAGGGUCACAUGAAGGGAGCUACUAAUCUAAAAACUCUUAAGAGACACUUACACGGCAAACGUUUCAAUUCACUUAAGGAAUUUUAUGGCCAAAAUAAACUUAACUCUUUGCAAAGCGCUUUUGAUGUUAUUGUGCAACAACUUUGUGGUUUGGUUAAACGUGAUGUAGCCAUUAAGGAUUUGUCUGAAAUUUAUGUAGAAGCUUUUUUGAAAAUGAGUUAUUUCUUUAAAGUGAACGUAUCUCAUAGUUCCGAUGAAGAUUUUAUAUCUUUAUUAAGUGUCACACAAACACUGUUUCGUAUGUUGGCCGUUUAUGGAUUUGUGGAGGAUUUAUUUUUGUCUUUAAUCGAAAUCACCGAAAAUCCUAUAGCCGAGGCAAGUAAACGUUCGGGUGCCAGUUUUUGGGCUGUUGAAAUGGCUAAAGGUUUUCUGGCGUUUCGUCAAUGCAAGAAAAUGUUUAAAGCUGAAUUGGAUGCGGACGCCACCAUUAAAGAGGCACCUUACACCAAAUCAGAUUUAACGCAAAUAUCAGAGGGCACCAGGGAAUUACUCAUCUACAGUGGUGUCGACAUGAAAAGAACAAUAAUAUUUGGAGAUCAUUUUCGUCGGCCUUGGGUAUGGGUAUUUGAGCGCAACUUUAUAGAAGAUCGUUUAGAAGCCGCCAAUGAAUACACUGCACCCAUACUAAAGAGUUUAUUACCUCUAAUUGAGCCGGAAUUAAAUAAAACUGAAAUCAACACAUUUACCUCACUCAUCGAUUGCCUAUUUGAGGCAAAUAACGAAAUGGAAGUGAAAGAGAAAUCAUCUAAAGAUUCAAAUAAAAUCUAUACAGUUUCUGAUCUAUUAAAGAAAUUAAAUAAAAAUAAUGAACUGGAAAUGGAAGUGGAGGAGCAAAUGAAUGGUGACAAUGAUAAGGUAACUGGAGAGCUGCUGGGGGAUGAUGUUGAAGUUAAAUACGGUAUAUGGACUUUAAUGCCAGAUGAUGAAACACAUGAUUGGAAAACAUGUCCUUUGGGCCGUUUACCUUGGGAGUAAAUAAUUAAAACUUAGCAUGUAAAUAAAGACUGUUUAUAAAUUUUUUUGACAAAAAAAAUAAAGUUUGUUACCAUUUUGUCGACAAUUAAAAAAUAA
Messenger RNA from Calliphora vicina (urban bluebottle blowfly), 1869 nucleotides. RefSeq lists its product as uncharacterized. Gene Ontology annotation, biological process: maturation of LSU-rRNA; maturation of 5.8S rRNA. Bases 82 to 1773 code for a protein of 563 amino acids. The record is from RefSeq and is a predicted model, not a curated record. Gene Ontology annotation, cellular component: preribosome, large subunit precursor; Las1 complex. Gene Ontology annotation, molecular function: endonuclease activity. Lineage: Eukaryota; Metazoa; Arthropoda; Insecta; Diptera; Calliphoridae. The transcript has 5 exons.